Molecule: messenger RNA, 553 nt
Organism: Micropterus dolomieu (smallmouth bass)
Lineage: Eukaryota; Metazoa; Chordata; Actinopteri; Centrarchiformes; Centrarchidae
Product: tryptophan 5-hydroxylase 2-like
Exons: 2
Coding region: 132-410 (92 amino acids)
Biological process (GO): aromatic amino acid metabolic process
Cellular component (GO): neuron projection
Molecular function (GO): iron ion binding; tryptophan 5-monooxygenase activity
Source: RefSeq, a predicted model, not a curated record
AAUUAAAAGAAGAUGAAUGUUUAUAACGAUAAAAACUGAAUUUCCCAUACAGGGAUUAAUAAGUUCUCUUCUUCUUCUGAUCCUAAUCUUUUUUUUCCCAGCAUGCCCUGUCGGACAAGGCCUGUGUGAAGAUGUUUGACCCGAGGACGACCUGUAACCAGGAGUGUCUCAUCACCACCUUCCAGGACGUUUACUUCGUCUCCGACAGCUUCGAGGAGGCCAAGGAGAAGAUGAGGGAGUUUGCGAAGUCGAUCAAGAGGCCGUUCUCGGUGUACUACAACCCGUACACUCAGAGCAUCGACCUGCUCAAAGACACCCGCAGCAUCGAGAACGUGGUGCAGGACCUGCGCAGCGACCUCACCACCGUGUGUGACGCUCUGGGGAAGAUGAACACCUACAUGGGCAUCUGAAGCCUGCUCCGCCUCCGACCUCUGAUCAGUGAUGCAUCAACCCCCCCCCCCCCCCCUCCACCUGUGAUUGGCCGGUUUAUUGUUCUUUGUGUGUAACGUUGUUGUAAAGUCCAUCUGACGUCGCACUUGUGAAUAAAUGAAUU